AUGACAGGAGUAAAGACAGCAGGGUCCAUCUUCAUCUGUUUUUCACUGCUUCAAGGUUUUGUUGCAGCUUUGAACUGCACCAGCCCAACUCCUGGAGCCUUGUUUGAUGCCCUGGAUAAAGAAUUGUUUUCUAAAAAACGGCUACGACCUGUAAAAAGCUUUUCAGAUUCAAUGAACGUAAACAUCAGUAUUGUUGUUGUGGGAAUUGUAGGAGUGGAUGAGCAAGCCCAAUCCUUAACAUCAUUUUUAUGGCAAGUCCUGGAGUGGAAUAUAGCGGGACUGAGCUGGGAUGAGAAGGAAUGUGGAACUAAAAGAGUCUCUAUCCUUCGGGAAGAUAUCUGGGUCCCAGACAUCAGGAUCGGAGAGUUCAUGGAUGAGGAUGUAUCGCCCCAAACUCCCUAUGUCUACUUGUACAACACUGGCCGAGUAUAUGAUGAUAAGCCGCUCAGAGUGGUCAGCACCUGCAGAUUAGUGAUCUACACUUUCCCCUUCGAUGUCCAAAACUGCUCGCUGACCUUUGGAUCAUAUCUACAUGUUGCUGAAGACAUAAAAAUAUUUCCAAGGUUUACGGCUGCACAAGUCCUGGCAGAGUCAAAACAGUCGAUACAGACCCAAGGGGAGUGGGAGCUUGUCGAUGUCAAAGCAGAUUCUGCCAACCUGGAUAUACCUGAUGGAAGCUACUCUGAGAUCAAAUACUAUUUGAUUUUAAGACGUAGGCCCCUCCUCUACGUGGUGAACCUGCUGAUCCCCAGCUGCUUCCUCAUCACAGUGGACCUCUUCAGCUUCCUGCUGCCUCCCCAGAGUGUGGACCGUUCCUCCUUCAAAAUGACCCUCAUCCUGGGCUACACCGUCUUCCUGCUCAUCAUGAACGAUCUGCUGCCAGUAACAGGAAGUGCAACACCUCUCAUUAAUGUUUUCUUCUCGGUCAGUCUUGCUCUGAUGGUGGCCAGCCUGUUGGAGACAGUGUUUAUCACUAAUAUCCAGUUCAGCUCCAGCCAGUACAGUGCGGUGCCUAACUGGCUCAGUCUCCUUGUGUUACGAUACUUAGCUAUUGUUGUUUGUCUUCCUCCUAAGAAGAAGAGCAACCGCGUCACAGUCUGCCUUCAGCCAUCUAGAGAAAUGGAUACCGGCAUCAUCCCGUCAAAAGAUCUUCAGAGUGUCUCCAGUGAGAAACCUCAGGAGAAAACUCCUUCGGACCCGGCUCUAGAUGAACUGAAGACACUGAGCAGAGAUCUCACAGCCAUCCGCCUUCAAGUGGACAAACACUUCCAGGGGAGCAAUACCUCUCAGGAAUGGCUCAUGAUCGGGAUAGUUGUUGACCGUCUGCUGUUUGGCAUGUACAUUGUCUUUAUCUCAGCCUGCUUUAUCACCAUUGUAUGUAUCUGGCUGUGGAGUAACUUAGAAAAUCCAUAG
Centropristis striata (black sea bass) is the source of this 1413-nucleotide messenger RNA. RefSeq names its product 5-hydroxytryptamine receptor 3A-like. Gene Ontology annotation, molecular function: transmembrane signaling receptor activity; neurotransmitter receptor activity; extracellular ligand-gated monoatomic ion channel activity. Gene Ontology annotation, biological process: regulation of membrane potential; signal transduction; nervous system process. The transcript is spliced from 9 exons. The record is from RefSeq and is a predicted model, not a curated record. The coding region runs from base 1 to 1413 and encodes 470 amino acids. Gene Ontology annotation, cellular component: neuron projection; membrane; synapse. NCBI's taxonomy places the organism in Eukaryota, Metazoa, Chordata, Actinopteri, Perciformes, Serranidae.